CUUCCUGUUGUUGUCGUCUACAAGUGUUUUAUUUACCAAACACUGCCCAUCUCGCCCACGAAGAUGACUCUGUCCUUUCACCAAACUCUGACACUCAUCUUUUACCUAGUAUCUUGCUCAUUACAACCAUUACUAUCAAUCAAUUAUUCCUAAUCGGCCACCCGUCCAGCAACAACAUCAUCAUGACCACCCCCUCAACCUCUUGCUGCUGCUGCCACAUUGUUCCUCCACACCUUCUCCGGGCCAUUGCCAAUUCGGAAGAGGUCUCCGAGACAACUAGACAAGCUGCAAAGGCCUCUCUCGAAUCGCGUGACAAGUACUCCUCCAAGCGCAAAGAGCUUUUUGAUCGACUCACUCGCCCCCGUGGCUACAGGACGCCGCAGGGGUCACCGUCCGCCUCCCGCCGCAGAAGCAUCAUUCCCGAUACGCUCCUUCGACAUCUUGCCCACUCCUCCCACCUUGAUGAUGAAGGACGCGCUCGUGCGAAGCGCGACCUCGACCACCUCACACAGGUCUUGCAGGGUGUUGGCACUGCCCAUACGUCCGAGCAGGUGCCACUCGCAGAUGGCCAAAAGAACGAGGUCAAGGACCGUGCAUCUCGUGCUGUUUACGACGCCGAGAACAAUUUCGAUGAGUAUGAACUCCCCGGGAAGCUCGUCCGCUCCGAGGGCGAGCCCAACACUGGGGAUGAGGCUGUCGACGAGGCGUACAAAAACAUCGGCACCGUACUCGACUUAUACAAAGAGCAUUUCAAUUGGAUGUCCAUCGACAAUGAAAGCGCGGAUGUGAUCAGCACCGUUCACUUUGGCGAAAAUUAUGAAAAUGCUUUCUGGGACCCCGAGCGCAGGCAGAUGGUCUUUGGCGAUGGUGACGAGUUCCUGAACAAUUUCACCGGAUGUAUCGAUGUCAUCGGGCACGAGCUGACCCACGCCGUCACCGAGCAUACGGCACCCCUGAAUUACUGGGGCAUGUCAGGUGCUCUCAACGAGCAUAUAUCCGAUGUGUUUGGCAUCAUGGUGAAGCAGAAAGUCCAGAACGAGACAGCUGCUGACGCAGAUUGGCUGAUCGGAGAGGACUGUAUCAUGCCCGGCGCCAAGGGUACAGCGCUCAGGAGCAUGAAGGCACCAGGAACGGCAUACAAUGACGCACGAUUUGGAAAAGAUCCACAAGUCGGACACAUGAAGUCCUGGUACAUCAUGGCCGAUGACAACGGUGGCGUUCACAUCUUCUCGGGCAUUCCAAACAAAGCAUUCCAGCUGGCGGCUGUCUCCUUGGGGGGGUACUCAUGGGAGAAGGCCGGUCAGAUCUGGUGGAAGACCAUGAACAGCGGCCGGAUCCCACCGAACUGCACCUUCAGGCAGUUCGCAGACGUGACCAUUGAGGUAGCCGAGGAUUUUGGGAGGGAUGCGCCGGCCAAGGUGAAGAAGGCGUGGGCAGCCGUAGGCGUGAUGGACAAGGUGCGUCGGGCGCCAGGCAGGUGUACCGGCCUGUAAGGGGUCGAGUCGGCUCUUGAACCUAUGAUAGAAGUCUCCCUAUAGAACCUACAAUACAUC
Emericellopsis atlantica is the source of this 1553-nucleotide messenger RNA. RefSeq lists its product as uncharacterized. Gene Ontology annotation, biological process: proteolysis. The coding region runs from base 183 to 1493 and encodes 436 amino acids. The record is from RefSeq and is a predicted model, not a curated record. The transcript is spliced from 3 exons. Gene Ontology annotation, molecular function: metalloendopeptidase activity. NCBI's taxonomy places the organism in Eukaryota, Fungi, Ascomycota, Sordariomycetes, Hypocreales, Bionectriaceae.